This is a messenger RNA of Spinacia oleracea (spinach), 1671 nucleotides long. RefSeq lists its product as uncharacterized. Gene Ontology annotation, molecular function: catalytic activity. Gene Ontology annotation, cellular component: chloroplast. NCBI's taxonomy places the organism in Eukaryota, Viridiplantae, Streptophyta, Magnoliopsida, Caryophyllales, Amaranthaceae. The transcript is spliced from 11 exons. The record is from RefSeq and is a predicted model, not a curated record. Bases 179 to 1297 code for a protein of 372 amino acids.
CAACCCAGAGUAUCAUCUAUAUUGGCCCUAUAUCCAAAAUCUGAAGAUUCUCAUACCUCACCAGAUCACCUCCACUUCCACUCCACUUACUAGUGGUCGUUAAGACUUGCAAAUACAGUUGAUUAAUCUCCCGCCAUCUUUCCCCAUUUUCUCUCUCCUCCCACAAACCCCCACUCUAAUGGCUGCUGCUACUGCUUGGUCUCUCCUUUCACCUCCACUCAACCUUCAAUUCCCUUCUACUAGAAGCAUCCACCAUUGGAGCUCAUCGAGAAGAACAGCUAACGCAAAAAUCUUCGCCAAAAGUAGCGACGACGACGAUAAUACGCCGUCGUUUAAUCCGUUUGGCUUCGUCACCGAUAAUCCGUCCAGCAAAAGCGCCAUUCAACUCCCUGAUAGUCCCGCCGAGGACGGAAAUGUCGGCCAAAUGCUUUAUAGAACAGAAGACAAGGGAAAGGAAUAUGGGCGGUAUAUUAAAUCUGGUGAUUUAAUAUGGUUUGUUAGAGAAACAGGUUCACCUGAUAGUAGACGUGGAACCAUUGUCUUCCUUCAUGGGGCUCCAACACAAUCCUAUAGCUAUCGAGUUGUUAUGUCACAGAUGUCUGAUUCUGGAUUUCACUGCUUGGCACCCGACUGGAUAGGCUUUGGUUUCAGUGAUAAGCCAUAUCCAAAAUACGGCUUUGACUAUACAGAAAAGGAGUUCCAUGACGAGUUAGAUAAAUUACUUGAAGUGCUGGGAGUGAAAUCUCCUUUUCUUCUGGUAGUACAGGGCUUUUUAGUAGGUUCCUAUGGAUUGACCUGGGCAUUGAAAAAUCCCAGCAGGAUAUCUAAACUCGUGAUACUGAACAGUCCACUUACACCUUCAUCUUCAGUCCCUGGAUUGUUUCAACAACUAAGAUUUCCUCUUCUCGGUGAAUUCACUAGCCAGAACGCUAUUAUUGCUGAACGAUUUAUCGAAGCAGGUAGCCCUUAUGUUCUGAAGCUGGACAAGGCUGAUGUAUACCGGCUACCGUAUCUGUCAAGCAGUGGUCCAGGAUUUGCCUUGCUUGAAGCUGCAAGAAGAAUGAACUUCAGAGAGGUAGCAACUCAAAUAGCUACAGGAUUUGCAUCUGGAAGCUGGGAUAAACCGAUACUGUUAGCAUGGGGUAUAUCGGACAAAUAUCUACCUCAAUCAAUAGCUGAAGAAUUUAAACAGGGUAACCCUUCAGUUGUGAAGCUUAAAUUAAUAGAAGGAGCUGGUCAUAUGCCACAAGAGGACUGGCCUGAAAAAGUUGUUGAAGCUUUGAGAGUAUUCUUAUGAAGAUCGACACAUACCCUGAUUGAAGAAUACUACGUAGUAGCCAAGGCACCAAAAGCAUGUGUAAAGGUAAGAAAAGUGCCAACAUGGCAUACAGAAUACAUGCUCCAACAUGAAUACGCAAUUCUUUGGACUGGGUUGUUUUCCCUGUCAUUCAGAUUAAAUAAAACAAUACUAUCACCCAAUUCUAUGGAAGAAUAUAUGGACUCAGAUGUAUAAAUCAUUAUCCAACAAUGCUUAAUGCACCUUCUGUAUAAUUGUAGUAAAGUGAACAAGUGUUAAGCUGUUUACUACGGAGUAUAUAUAGAGCUGAAAAGUUGUAUAUGAUACGAUUUGAACAUUUCAGAUUGCAAAAGCUUGUACUUGUUUUGUGUAAA